Messenger RNA from Colletotrichum lupini, 2112 nucleotides. RefSeq lists its product as uncharacterized. Lineage: Eukaryota; Fungi; Ascomycota; Sordariomycetes; Glomerellales; Glomerellaceae. The transcript is spliced from 14 exons. The record is from RefSeq and is a predicted model, not a curated record. Bases 1 to 2112 code for a protein of 703 amino acids.
AUGGCGGCAGCAUCCGGACCUAGUUUGCUGCAGCACUCGGGCAAGAAAACAAGGUUGAUAGCACAAUUCCCAAUGACACAUGUCACUCUCCGCACAAACAACAACCACAUACGCAACCUGAGAUAUGUAUCGAUUCCUACCAGGCACUUCCAUAUUCCCUACCUUUCUCCCUGCACUAUGGAUACACCCAGGUCACUGGGUGCGAAGAUACCUACAGCUCCCAUGCAUCAGCUCAGCUUCAUCGGAAAUCAGGCAUGCAUAGCGGGUGCAUUAUGCACGUUGAGACCAAUUCUUGGAAAGUCGAGCGGUACGUACCUGACUACUCUAAUGGGAAGAGCUCUGACCUGGCCGUUGGCCCAUGCUUCGGCCGCGCCGCGAUCUUCUUUCGCUUCCAUCCUCCAGCCAUCAAUCAUCGAAAGACCGAGUCUACAUCGGACUCUUCUCUUGCUCCGUAUUUCUGCUUCAACUGAGGUUGCAAGCUCUGUCCGACCGCAAGCCAAUUCCAAUGAACUGCAUCCAUGGUCGACUUGGACUCGUUACAAUCAUUUCGUCACUCACAUAUUUGUGCUCGUACGGAGUACACAAAGAGUUCGUCUUGGUCUGAAACCAGCCCCCCAAAUCGUCAAUGGCGAGCUACCUAGGUAUUCAACCACCGCUGAUCCGGGACGCUACCGACAUAAACGCAGCUUGCGGCUUCCCAAAGCCUCGGCGUCCAAGACAAUUCAACCCCGUCUUUGCCGCCUUAGUCCGGAGUGCGGCGUGCCAGGCAUAUCACGGAUCCACGUGCGCAUCAGGCCAUCUUUGGCAUUUUUCAAAGAUUACCGCUCCGUUGCCAACGAAUAUCCGUUCCAAGUACUCUUCAAGAGCAAGACAUCAAGAACUAUUAGGCGGGAGCAGCGUCUCCCGAAUCCUCAACCGUUGCGUUCGCCAUUCGAGAAACAAGACCCCAUCGUACUCCACCACGGCGGGAAACCCAUUCCACUCGACAUCUGCGUGUCCAUCUCCCGACCACUGGUCUGCAACUCGACUCCAUCUCCCUCGUGCUGCAUCACCAUUGGUCAGAAGUACUUCUGCCACGAGGUCUGGCUACAUUCUGAAGCGUCUAAGAGGUGCAAACCUCCGGGGCGGCUUGCCCUAGAGCCGCCUCGAGUCCAGACGGCACACUGCGUCGAUACAGCUCCAUGGAAUGAUGGACAGUCAAGAAAUGCUGAGACGGCGCGGAACUAUGACUUCAUCACUUUGCAACAACCCAGACACCAUACAAAGAAAAUGGCCAUUCGCUUAGCCGGCUCUCGAAUCUGGUUGAAGGGUAUCUGGACGAGCAUCGAGUCUCAUAUACGGAAGAGGCCGAAGCUUGGGUUUUCGUCGUUCCUGCAAUUGCUAGCUCGAGAGCUGCACUGCUGCAUUGCACCCAUUACCAGCACGGCUAAAGCCCGUUGUGUCCAGCAGCCUUAUCAAUAUCGUUCAAGGGGCAUCAGGCAGGGCCGCAAACUUGGCCAAUUGCCUAUAUGCUCUGCUUCAAUUUGCUCCAAUGACAGGAAUCCUCUCAUAAAUGAAGGAGACUUUUACUCGUGGAGCCACGGAGUCGAUGGAUUGAAUAUUGAUAUCGGACUGCAUCGCCAGGCGCCGACUGUUUUGAGAAGGGAUUGCGCUGCUCCUUUUCGAAAACUUAACAGCGCCAAUAUCCGUCGGCAUCAAUACCAUUGCUACCGCCAGAGAAGUCUCAUCAAUGCUAUGGGAAUACGUAUGAACGCUCCAGCGAAGCGUGAUGAGGUCACGACCAAUGAUGGUUUGAUCUUGAUUGACGAAAUGAGUAAUGGCAAGGCAUCAAAGAAAGCGAAGAAGCUCGCUCGUCCCUGGUUCGUCGAAGUUCUCGUAUCUGGAGGACGGAGAGAUCAUUCUCGGCAUGUGAAACCUCGAACUAGAGCACUUGGACCUGGAGGCGUGCUAGUGGUGUAUCCGAAGGUGCUGGCGAUCGCGUCAGCGCAAGAAUCCUACGUGGAGGCCUUUGUGUGUAUUGUGGAAUUGAGUGGGCGAAACUCCAUGGCGACAAGAUUCCGCGAAGAAGAAUAUCCACCACAACGAAUAGCCAAUGAAGUUCCGGAGCCAUAG